Camellia sinensis is the source of this 572-nucleotide messenger RNA. Lineage: Eukaryota; Viridiplantae; Streptophyta; Magnoliopsida; Ericales; Theaceae. The record is from RefSeq and is a predicted model, not a curated record.
AUGGUUGGACACCAUGACAGUUAUAACUGCUUUCCUAGUAACUGGAAGAAGUCUGAAAGACUCAAAACAGGGGGUUAUGAUAUGAAAGCAAAGGCUGCAAGAGCUUAUGAUUUAGCUGCACUCAAGUAUUGGGGCCCUUCGACCCAUAUCAAUUUUCCGCUGGAAAACUGUCAACAAGAACUUGAACAUAUGAAGAACAUGACCAGACAAGAAUAUGUUGCUCACUUAAGAAGAAAAAGCAGUGGCUUCUCAAGGGGUGCUUCAAUGUACAGAGGAGUCACAAGACAUCAUCAACAUGGACGCUGGCAAGCUCGGAUAGGCAGAGUUGCAGGAAACAAGGACCUUUAUCUAGGGACAUUUAGCACCCAAGAGGAAGCUGCUGAGGCCUAUGACGUAGCAGCAAUAAAAAUUUCACGGGGAAUAGUAUGUAUCCCGAGCAGUUGACUCGUCUCAGUUGUGAACUACAACUCUUUAUGAGUUCAAGAAGAGCAUACAGUCUCUAAUGUUUUUGUAGUGGAAGUGGAUAGAACUAUAGAUAGACCUGUGGAUAGAACCAUAGAUAGACCUGUAGA